This is a messenger RNA of Schistosoma curassoni, 1899 nucleotides long. The record is from the annotation of a GenBank genome assembly. Lineage: Eukaryota; Metazoa; Platyhelminthes; Trematoda; Strigeidida; Schistosomatidae.
AUGGAGACAGAAUAUUACUCUAUCUUAUGCUAUGAUGGCGUCGAACGAACAUUCAAGUGUCAUUCCACUCAGACACAUGAAGAGGAUAUGUAUAUACCUUUUGAAGUUGACUCAGAUAUAGUUGCUGUUACAAGUGAAGGAACUGAAGAUAUAGAUAUUCUGGGUGACGAAUACACAGAAAAUCGAGAAGAGAACGAAAUUAUGGAUUUUGAUAAUAUGAGAAAAUCUGUAUCAUUUCGCAAAACUCCGAUCGAACUCAUUGCUCCGGCUAAAUAUGUGGACGAUGAAUAUGGAGUGGAAAGUGCACCAGAGUCGUCUUCUGAUAAGGAAGAAUAUCCUACUAAGGAAGAAUACACAAAUCGUGAAUGGAUAAAUAAACCAAUAUCUAAUUGGAUUAAUUAUGCUUAUGUUAAUAUUCCUAAUAGUUUGGAUAAAGUUGAUAAUUUCAAAAGUGUAAAAAAUGAACAAAAUGUAAACAAUAAUUUUAAUUUUCCUUAUAUAUUACAAGUUGUAAAAGAUAUAUGUUGUAGAAAUAAUCAAGAACAGUUGAAACUAUCUUCAUUGGCUCAAACAUACGCUAAACGAAUUGCGAUAGCAGAUGGUAGUAAAAAUUGUAAAUUUUGUGGCCGAAUUCUGUCGUCUACAUUGACAAAACCAUUUCAUUUAUCAAAUGAAGGAUAUUGUUGCGAUCGAUAUCAUCGUCUUUUUCGUUUGGCAGUUAGUUAUUCUGAAAUGUUAUACAAACGUUAUCGUCAGCAACGACGUGAUCAUAAUAAACAGAAAUUAAAUAAUCUGACAGAAGAUGCAUCAGAGAAUCAAGUCAAUGAAUCUGGCACAAAAAUUUCAGGAUCAGAAACAGAGUUAUUAACUAUUACUUGUACUUUUUUAAAAAUCACUCUUCUUUUUAUAUACACUGACAAACCUGUGAGUGAAACGUUAAAGGAAACAAUACAAAAUCAAGACCAAAAAUAUAUAGACAUGAAGAAUCAGCAAGAAACUUCAGAGUCAUUAGCUGAUACUACUGGAAAUACAAAUAACGACGAUAAUGAAGAGACCGAAUAUACAACUGAUAGAAUCGUUUAUCAAUUAUCAAAUCGUAAGUAUAUUGAACAAGGAUGGACUGCAGUGAAUCAUGUACAACAUAGUGACAGUGAUAAUAAUAAUGACGAAUUGUUAUUAGUUAAUGAAGGCAAAUCAAUGCAUAUCAACUCAGAUGAAGUAAAACAUGAGUCGAAUGAAAUACAACUUGAUUUUAUACAACAUACAUAUUCAAAUGGUGAAGUAUUUUUACGAAAAUAUAACGACAAUACAGGAGUCAUAUUUUAUCCAACUGGUAAUCCAGCAAUCUUGUUUCUACCUAGCGAAAUGAACACUAAUAAUAAUGAGCCAGUUGGUCUACUAUUCAUUGUACAUGAUCUACUACAUCUGAAUAUGACAAAAGUUCGAAAAGAAGAUACAAAAAUAAAUCAUAAACAAAAGUCUAAUUCUUUUAAAGUGUUAAAUAAUAAUACCAGUAAAAUGAAUAAAUUGAUCAAUGUCGAUGUACAAUCAACUGUUGGCCAAUUAAUCGGUGUGUUCGAUAGCAAUAUUCAUGGGGUAGUUUAUGACAAGGAAAACAAUAUACGAUUACAGUAUAAUCAUAAUGAAGGUGUCUAUUUCAAGCAACUUUUGGAUAGAUACACAAGGAUAUGGAAAUGGUCUGGAGAAAAACAUGUGCAUGCACCACCUUUUCAACCAAUGUCAAUAAAAUUAAAUGAUAUUAUAACAUUGAAAAUUUAUCGAUUUAAUAAAAUCCAUCUACACUUCCAAACAAUGAAAAUUAAUUGCAAAUUAGAUCUCACAAGUAAACAGUUGAAAUUACAAUGGAUAAACACAGAACAGUAUAAGGAACCAAAAUAA